Molecule: messenger RNA, 2521 nt
Organism: Pistacia vera
Lineage: Eukaryota; Viridiplantae; Streptophyta; Magnoliopsida; Sapindales; Anacardiaceae
Product: cation/H(+) antiporter 15
Exons: 3
Coding region: 1-2499 (832 amino acids)
Biological process (GO): regulation of pH; proton transmembrane transport
Cellular component (GO): endomembrane system; membrane
Molecular function (GO): antiporter activity
Source: RefSeq, a predicted model, not a curated record
AUGGACCAAAUGUCAGCUGCGAAUAAAUCAGAUGAAACAAUAGUGUGUUAUGCACCAAAUAUGAUUACCACAAAUGGAGUUUGGCAGGGGGAUAAUCCUUUGGAUUACUCUCUUCCUCUCUUCAUUUUGCAGUUGUCAAUGGUGGUCGUCACCACCCGCAUUCUCGUUUUCAUUCUGAAACCCUUUCGCCAGCCUCGUGUGAUCUCGGAGAUUGUUGGAGGAAUAAUACUGGGGCCAUCAAUACUUGGAAGAAAUACUGCAUUUGCGAACGCAGUCUUCCCUUUAAGAAGUGUAAUGGUGCUUGAGACAAUGGCAAAUGUUGGCCUUCUUUACUUUCUCUUCCUGGUUGGAGUGGAGAUGGACAUGUCUGUAAUCCGUCGCACCGGUAAAAAGGCAUUGGCCUUGGCUGUGGCCGGCAUGGUCUUGCCUUUCCUUAUUGGUGCUGGCUUCUCAAUCCUUCUGCACAAUAAAGCACAUCAGAUGAGUCUAGGAACUUUCAUACUUUUCCUUGGAGUUGCCCUUUCUGUCACUGCUUUUCCCGUGCUCGCAAGAAUUCUUGCAGAGCUCAAACUUAUCAACACGGAGCUUGGCAGGAUUGCCCUGUCUUCAGCUCUUGUCAAUGACAUGUGUGCUUGGAUUCUCUUAGCUUUCGCCAUUGCCUUAGGAGAGAACGAAAGUACUUCCUUAUCGUCCCUCUGGGUGAUACUCUCGGGUGUAGCUUUUGUUAUCUUCUGCAUAUUUAUUGUUCGACCUGCCAUCUCCUGGAUGAUUCGGAGAACCCCAGAGGGCGAAACAUUCAGUGAAUUCUACAUAUGUCUCAUUCUCACAGGGGUUAUGAUAGCAGGUUUCAUCACAGAUGCCAUCGGGACACAUUCUGUUUUUGGAGCUUUUGUAUUUGGCUUGGUGAUUCCGAAUGGACCACUAGGACUUACUCUCAUAGAAAAGCUCGAAGACUUUGUGUCAGGGCUUCUUCUCCCUCUCUUCUUUGCUAUCAGCGGACUCAAGACUGAUAUUGGAGCCAUCCAAGGAACUUUUACCUGGGGAAUCCUAGUUCUUGUAAUCAUUCUAGCUUGUGCUGGAAAAAUUGUCGGUACUCUCUUUGUUGCAACCAUUUACCAGAUGCCAGCUCGCGAAGGAGUUACUCUUGGCCUGCUCAUGAACACGAAAGGAUUAGUCGAAAUGAUUGUCCUCAAUGUUGGGAAGGACCAGAAGGUAUUAGACGAUGAGUCAUUUGCAAUUAUGGUUGUUGUAGCUGUGAUUAUGACAGCAAUAAUCACACCUAUUGUAACAACAAUUUACAAGCCAGCAAGGAGAUUCUUACCAUACAAACGGCGAACAAUCCAAAGAUCAAAACCAGAUUCAGAAUUGAGGCUACUGGUGUGUAUCCAUACUCCUCGAAAUGUUCCAACGAUAAUCAACCUUCUUGAAGCAUCACACCCCACAAAAAAAUCCCCAAUAUGUGUCUAUGUGCUUCAUCUUGUCGAACUUACAGGCCGUGCAUCUGCCAUGCUCAUAGUGCACAAUACCAGGAAAUCUGGUAGGCCAGCCCUGAACCGAACACAAGCUCAAUCGGAUCACAUAAUCAAUGCCUUCGAAAACUAUGAGCAGCAUGCUGGUUGUGUCUCUGUUCAGCCCCUAACAGCCAUUUCCCCUUACUCCACUAUGCAUGAAGAUAUCUGCAACUUGGCAGAGGACAAACGUGUAGCCCUCAUAAUCAUCCCCUUCCACAAACACCAAACAGUUGAUGGAGGAAUGGAAGCCACUAACCCAGCAUUUCGUAUGGUCAACCAGAAUCUACUAGCAAAUUCACCUUGCUCGGUUGGGAUUCUUGUAGACAGAGGCUUAAACGGGUCUACACGGUUGGCUGCAAAUCAAGUGUCUCACCACAUUGCCAUGCUCUACUUUGGAGGCCCGGAUGACAGAGAGGCCCUAGCCUAUGCAUGGAGAAUGUCCGAGCAUCCAGGAAUUAGUCUUACCGUGAUGAGAUUUAUUCCAGGAGAGGAUGCAAUUGGUCCAGUAGCACAGCCUAGUUCUGAUCUGAACAAUCCUGAAAGACUGACCGUGGAAACCGACAAUGACAAGGAGAAGCAGCUUGAUGAAGAGUUUAUAAACGACUUCAGGAUAAAGAAUGUAAAUGAUGAAUCAAUUGUUUAUACUGAGAAGGUGGCAAACAAUGGAGAGGAGACAGUGGCAGCAAUAAGGUCAAUGGACACAGCUCAUGACUUGUUCAUAGUGGGGAGAGGACAAGGAAUGACAUCACCAUUAACGGCUGGACUUACUGACUGGAGUGAGUGCCCAGAGCUUGGUGCAAUUGGGGAUUUGCUUGCAUCAUCUGAUUUUGCAGCAACAGUCUCAGUGCUGGUUGUGCAACAGUACGUUGGAAUAGGACCAUUAAAUGAGGGGAUCGGAACACCUGACAGCCCUGGUCAGGCAGAGGACCAAUUCGGCAAUGUAUCACUAACACCCAAAGGGCAACCCAUGUAUAACGCACCACAUUAAGCACCAUCAUUAAUGAUGACUC